Messenger RNA from Leptonychotes weddellii (Weddell seal), 3189 nucleotides. RefSeq names its product phosphatidylinositol glycan anchor biosynthesis class L (gene PIGL). Gene Ontology annotation, cellular component: endoplasmic reticulum. Gene Ontology annotation, molecular function: N-acetylglucosaminylphosphatidylinositol deacetylase activity. Lineage: Eukaryota; Metazoa; Chordata; Mammalia; Carnivora; Phocidae. The record is from RefSeq and is a predicted model, not a curated record.
UAGUUUCCAGGGCUGCGGCUGUAAUUCGCAGCGGGACUUCACUGACAUGUCAGGCGCUGCUGAUUUGUCCGUGAUGUCGUUCCUUAAUCUAAAGUCACCCGUCGGAGCAGCCCGUGGCUCUCGGCGACUACGAAGUGCGCUCGCUCAGCCUUACCCUUCUAGAGAAUCACUGGACGGUUCCUCGUAACCGCGUGCUUUUCCUUCAGAGGAGCCACCGCUCCACAAGCCAAAAUGAAGAAGGAAAAACAAAGUCGGUUCAUCCGGAUAAGGGGCUAACAAAUAAUUACGAGGAAGCCUAGGGUUUUAAUAAAUGAGUUACAAAGUGGUGAAUUGAAGAGAGGAGGGAAUUCAAGAGAGGGAGGGCAGGUAUUUUCAAACGCUUCUUUUUAAACCCAUGGCACUGUAAGGACAGGGGCAGAAAGCUGGACGGCAAGGGGUUCGUCUCUGAAAUCGAGAAGGCAAAAAGACGUCGUAGAGAUUGCAUAAAGUAGAGAGAACUAGAUAAAGAACGGUUGGGAGGUGUCCUUGUAAAACCACAACAGGAACCCAACGUUUAGAGCCUCUCGUCGGCAAAACGGACUUAAACUCGGAACGCAGUUUCCGCGAGUGCAGUUUUCCCGCCGGAGGCUGGGUGUGCGGCAGCCUUCCUCCUGCGCAGGCGCAGUGCCACUUAGAGCGGAUGGAAGCCGUGGGUUUUCUGUGUUUGGCAGCGGCGAUCCUAGCAUGGGGCUUCCUGUGGGUUUGGGACUCCUGGGCAAGAAUGAAGAGUCUGGAGCCGGCUGGCGUCCCGGGAGAUGGAAGCAGGACCCUCCUGGUGAUCGCGCACCCCGACGAUGAAGCCAUGUUCUUUGCUCCCACUGUGCUAGGCUUGGCCCGCCUGAGGCACCGGCUGUCCUUGCUCUGCUUCUCUGCAGGAAAUUACUACAAUCAAGGGGAGGUGCGUAAGAAAGAACUUUUGCAGAGCUGUGAUGUUUUGGGGAUUCCAUCCUCCAGUAUAAUGAUUAUUGACAACAGGGACUUCCCAGAUGACCCAGAUGUGCAGUGGGACACAGAGCGUGUGGCUAGCAUCCUUCUCCAGCACAUAGAUGCGAAUGGCAUCAACCUGGUGGUGACUUUCGAUGCAGGGGGAGUCAGUGGUCACUGCAAUCACGUUGCUCUGUAUGCGGCCGUGAGGACCCUGCACUCAGAAGGGAAAUUACCUAAAGGGUGUUCUGUGCUCACGCUUCAGUCAGUGAAUGUGUUGCGCAAGUAUAUCUCCCUUCUGGACCUGCCCUUUUCUCUGCUUCAUACCCGGGAUGUCCUCUUCGUGCUCACCAGCAAAGAAGUGGCACGGGCCAAGAGAGCCAUGUCCUGCCACCGAAGCCAGCUGCUCUGGUUCCGCCGCCUCUACGUGCUCUGCUCUAGGUACAUGAGAAUCAACUCCCUGCACUUCCUCUGAAGCCUGCACGAGUCUUCUGGGCCAAGGAAUCCACAGGGAGAAGCAAAGCCCGGGAAUCUGGGGCCCGGCCUUGAGCCGGCUGAGCAGCCUGAACCAAAGGAGAGCCCGCUGUGCGCGGGAGGCCUUCCUUCCAGAGCUCUGCGGAUCCGCGGCCGUGCGGGCCAGUGGGUUGUCCCAACGUCGGCUUCUUCCUCCGGGGAAAGACACCCCACAGCAGCCCAAACCAAACCAACCCGAGGACAAUAACAGCUUCCCUGCCAGGUUCUCAAGGGCGGAAAAACGGGCUCCAUAAUGGCACAGUGCAUGUCCGACACCUAGCACAGAGCCUGCUAUGAUUAUAAAUGCUCCUACAAGUGCUCUGAGAUCGCUCCACAGGUGCCACGAUGCUGUAUUUUUAUGUUGUUUCCAAAGCGGGCUCACCACACACACACACGCGCGCGCGCGCGCGCGCACGCACGAAUGGUCUAUAUACUGAAUGAGUUCAACCAUGAUUCCUUUGAUUCACACUGUGGCCUCUGUAUCAGAUUUGAAUCCAGGGGAGGCUUCUCUAUUUAACCUCACUAGUCGUUAAAUUGACUGGGGCUCCCAAAGUCCGACCACGAUGCCCAGCAUUUCCUACUGAGACUAUUAAGAUGUGGGCCCUGCCCCGAAGGAGCUUACAAUCAAAUGUCUCAGUUCCCGGUCCUUUGAGGGAAGCAGGAAAUAGGAAGGGAAAUCUGGAAGUCUUGUGUGGGGGGUUUUUUGGUUUUGUUUUUGUUUUCUUUUAACACUCAAAAAACUGAUGUCUUAAAAUUGUGCUACAGACAAAAGCAGUCUGAGGGGUCUGCCUUGGAAGCUACUCCCGUGGUCCAGCUAACAGCCCAGGGAAGUGGCCUGAGGCAGGCAAGCUCAGUGGUCAAGGCACAGGCUUCGCAUACUGGUAUGAGGCCAGAUUUACCAGCCACGUAGCCGCGGACCAGGUGUUUAAACUUUCUCUGACUCAGUUUUCUCGUGCGCAAAAUGGAGCAUAGCCAUGGUACCAACCUGAGAGGAGAUGAAGCCUGGUGGGCGCCCAGUGAAGGGCCUGGCACACAGUCAGGGCUCAGGAAGGAUGAGCUGCUGGUGUUCUGAGAUCUACGGAAUACGCAGGCCUAACGCAGAGGGACUCUCAGAAGUUGAAGUCCCGACACAAAAGGGACCCUGGUAUGUGUUGUCCAGAGAGUAUCCUCUCCGCCCGCUGGAGGAAGGCCUGCAUUGCUGUCUCUAUAGCAACAGGUUAUUUUUUUUUUAAGAUUUUAUUUAUUUAUUCGACAGAGAGAGACACAGCGAGAGAGGGGACACAAGCGGGGCAGAGGGAGAGGGAGAAUCGGACUCCCCGCUGAGCAAGGAGCCCGCCGCGGCACUCUAUAGCAACAGGUUAGAGACCUGCUCUCUCGAAUGCCUCCUAGGGGCCAAAUGGGACUGACCGAGCUAUCAGGCCCUGAAGCUAGAGUCGAAAUGCAAGUCUGGUUAUGUUAUCUGUCUACUGAAAAUCUGUCAAUAGCUCCUAAUGUCUUCUAUAGAAACUGUGAGAAAAAAGCAGCCGCUGAUGCUGGGGGGGGGGGGGGGCGGGGACAAGCUGCCUCCCGUCCUGUUCCUGAGAAGACAGGCACUGGACCAGCCUCUCCAGACUGCAAGUCGCAAUCUGUAUUAAGAGCUUAUAAAAUACCCAAACCCUGUGACCUAAGGAAAUACUUUAAAAAUUAAAAUUAUAAUUAUAUAUACAGACAUUA